This is a messenger RNA of Rhipicephalus sanguineus (brown dog tick), 6883 nucleotides long. RefSeq names its product fringe glycosyltransferase. Gene Ontology annotation, molecular function: O-fucosylpeptide 3-beta-N-acetylglucosaminyltransferase activity. Gene Ontology annotation, cellular component: membrane. NCBI's taxonomy places the organism in Eukaryota, Metazoa, Arthropoda, Arachnida, Ixodida, Ixodidae. The record is from RefSeq and is a predicted model, not a curated record. Bases 210 to 1436 code for a protein of 408 amino acids. The transcript is spliced from 10 exons. Gene Ontology annotation, biological process: regulation of Notch signaling pathway.
AGAAAUAAAGCAGUAAACACGAGGAGAGCUCCUGCAAAACUCGUGGAGGCCGAAGCACUCGCUCUAAAGAAAGCCGACCGCCCCGUCGGAGUGGUGCGUGCGCGCUGGUGGUGAAACGCGGCGGCGUGCCGCGGUUGUUGUGGUGCCGUGUGUGUCCGUGCGGCGCGGACGGCAGCGAUGGACGGCAGCGUGAGGCCGACGACGUCGCCAUGAAGUUCCUCAGCGUGCGCAAGGUGACCCAGGGCACGGCUCUGGCCGUGUCUCUGGUCGCCUUCUACGGAGCCUUGCUGCUGCUCGGCUGGCCGCCGCUCGGCAUCGACUGGCAGCAGCAGACGACGGCGCUCGUUGCAGACGACGCUCAAGAUGGCGGCGCUCACAAGACAGCCGACGCAGGAGUCGCCGCGGCCAAGAAGCUGGUGUUCCUCAGGGCACCGCCCGGUUUUCACCAGAGUGCUAGUCGCAGGGUGUUGAAGGGGGGCAACGACGUCGAUAACGAAGUGGAGGAUUACGCCGACCAGCCGUCGGGCGAAGACUUUGACGCCGACGGGGCCGAUGAUGCCGACGUGCGCGAUAGCAACAGGUCGGCGGACCAGGGUGCAGCGGCGCCCGAGGAACCACCGCAGCAGUCGCCCACAACGCGACUGGAGGACGUGUUUUUCAGUGUAAAGACGACGCGGACGUUUCACAGGACUAGGCUCGACGUCAUACUCAAGACGUGGUUCGUCCUGGCACGCGAACAGACAUAUUUCUUCACGGAUGCUACGGACCCGCUGUACCAGCUCAAAACAAACGGUCACCUCAUCAACACCAACUGCUCAUCAUCUCACAAUAGGAAAGCGCUGUGCUGCAAGAUGUCUGUCGAGCUUGACUUCUUCCUCGACAGCAAUAAGAAGUGGAUGUGCCACUUCGAUGACGACAACUACGUGAACGUACCGCGGCUGGUGAAGCUGCUGCAGGAGUACGACCCCCGGGAGGACUGGUACCUGGGCAAGCCGUCCAUUAGGCAGCCGCUCGAGAUACUCGCCAGGGACAGCAGCAAGCCGCAGAGGAAGAUCUCCUUCUGGUUCGCCACUGGUGGCGCGGGCUUCUGCAUCAGCCGCUCCUUGGCGCUCAAGAUGCUACCACUCGCCGGGCGCGGAAAGUUCAUCAGCAUCGGGGAGCACAUCCGGUUGCCCGAUGAUGUCACUAUGGGCUACAUUGUGGAGCAUCUUCUGAAGAAGAACCUGACCGUGGUGGAGAACUUCCACUCGCACCUCGAGCCCAUGAAGUUCCUCAAGAAGGAGGGCCUCAGCGACCAGGUGACCUUCAGCUACUCCAAGUUCGGCAAGGAGCUGAAUGUGCUCAACAUCGACGGCUUCUCGCAAAGGGUUGACCCCACUAGGUUCCUGUCCUUACACUGCCAGCUGUUCCCGAACUUCAGUUUCUGUCCGAGGUAGCGACACGCCUGACGCGCUCGCUCGGGAUGCAUUAGACCGAGUGCAGCGUGGAUUAUGCCAACAGCCACGAUACCUGCCAAGCACCUGGAAAAGAACGAGACACGCCGCCAAACGGCAAUCAACAGCGCGUGCAUCCGCAGUGUCAGUCAGUGCGCGGGAGUACGUUCAUCGAGGGAGUUGCAGUGGACCUCUGUGUAGUGGUUGGAACUGUGGUGUGGAACACUGCGCAGUGAAGCCUGGAGGAUUUAGUGAUGCCGAAUUCGGCGGCGAGUCAUCACAGCGGCCGUUGGUACGCGAACGGUGGUUGGACAAUGGUGUCGCGAACUUUUGUUGGUGUGACAGCGUGACCAUCGCUGUAGUGACUCCCUUUACUCCGUGGAAGACCAUCAAUGCAUCGCUUCGUGCAGACUUUCCUGCAGUAGAGCUGUAUCAGACGGCUUUUUAAGUUGAUGUUCGAUUUGCUGAGCCCUUCUUUUGGGAGAGCUGGCCGAACUUGCCUCGUUUACCAGGAUACCAACUGGAGGAUCUCGCAUUGCGUUUCUUUACACCUUGAAUGCGGCUGUAUUUUUUAGAGUUGUCUGCGUUUUGGACUGCGUCAGUGAACAGGGUCGAUGCUUGUCACAAGUGCAGAAUUCGACGCCAAGUCUGAUAGAGACUGAGUCGCCUAUAUAGGUAAUAGGUCACAGUGUAAGGAAACUACGGACUCACGGCAACGUAUGCACGUAAACGGUCCUGCACGCUGUCUCUGAGUCGGUCAGUGGCAAAAAAGUGAACAUUCUAUGCAACUCAUUGUAACGACACAAUGUGUUUAUUUGUAGGGUAAUAGGCGCGGCAUGGGUUUCAGCCGUUGGUGCAAAAUUCCUAUCGCAAACUCGCGGUGUUUCAAAACGAUAACGUUACGUGAGGGGGCGAAAUACACCGUCCUUACAUGCUGGGAGCUCUGUUCGCCUCAAAGAUUUGGAAUUUGAUUGCACGUGAUUUGGGUAAGACGCAUCGGGUAAUGUUCUUUGCCUUCAUUCAAAUGCAUAAGUCGAAUCGAACGAGUCAUGACAGUCACAAUAGUGGACAGUCACAACGUAAUGUUCGCGUUGCUAGCGCUAAGCGAUCUCCCGCGAAAAAAAGCAGAUCUAGUGAGCUGACGUAAGUCUUAAGAAAUGGCGGAUAGAUAUGACGACAUUUUGCACCCUGCGGCAUGCAAAAUAGUAAUGGAUCGUAAUGGAUUCUAAGGCUCGUGUUCUUUACGAUGCGUGUUCAAUGCGUAGGCGUCGGACCCUCAACAAUUUCCUUCGAUAUCGGCCCUUUUGUACAGUAUAUACGUCGAUUUAUCUUUAGGAAACCGGCGUUUUUUUCUCUCUAUCUGUCGGAUUAUUUCACACCACCAGUAUGGAGCACGGGUAUCCAACGUGUUCAAUCGGGGAUUACAUGUUCACCGAUGCGGUGUCGCACACAAAGUCAGGUGUUGUGCCCGGACCGCAUGAUGAGCUCACCCAGCAACGUAGUCGAGCCUUUCUUUUUUUGUAUCAAUGGGGAUCAUGCGUUGUGCACUUGAGUUUCGACACUUGUCUUAUGCGCCGAAAUGCAAAUCGUGAAAGCGGAACGAUUGAACAUGAGCGACCUCGCCAUAGGAACUUGGGCGUCGACACUUGUUCCAUAUAUUGACGCGCAAAUCGUGAAACACGGACGAUCUGUGCGAUUCCUUUCAGAGAUUGUUGCAGUUGUAGAUCAGUAUAGGAAUCGAGACCUACAAAUGAUGUCGCAUGGUGUUUUCGAGGCAAAGCAGGCUAUCUUUUGUUUUAAAUAUCUUAAAAGUGGGCCGUCAACAAGAUGUUUUAAGUAACGCCAAAUGCACGCAUGUGAACAAUGGGUGACUUGAAAUUUCGAUUAAUCUCCUGCAGAAGAGCUUUCCUCUUCGUUACUGUGUUCCUCAUCUUUUUUUUUAUGUGCUUUGGACAACUCAGGAUAACGAGUUACCGGCAUUUUUUUUUUAUUUCCCAUGUACUUCAGAAAUGCGUAAUGACCUUCCGCCACUGCAUAUCCAUAAAGCGAAGCGCGCAGUCAGACGCAGAGGUGCCUUGACCGGUAUUCGCAGCACCGUUCGGCCUUUCAGGCAAGUCGAGGCGAGCUCGCAGGCAGUCGCUAAGCACGUUUCACUUAGAGCGCUCCUUAUAGACCAGAAUUUUCUUUACUUGCAUGGAGCAGCUAUUUUUGAUAGAGGGGCUUCGGGUCAUGUGGAAAAGAUCACCACGAUAGCAUCCGGCAUGUCUUGAUCGCAUGCUGGCCGCCACUGUUAGCUUGUCAUCAGUCGUGACGUAGUCAAACACGCAGCCCCUACGCUGGCCGCUCCGCCAGAUAAUGACUGGGUUCAAGAUUAUGUGUAUUUCCUCAAAACGUGUGUGUAAAAGUAAAAAUAAUCUGGUCUAUACUUUUCACAUCAACAGUUUUUUAGUUCACAUCCUGUUCAUGUAAAAUAUAUCGACUUCGAUAUAAAGCCUCCGGCUGUUCAGGAGCAACAUCAGCGCACUUAUGACGUCCACUGAAAUUUGGAAGUGCUUCGUUUGUCCGAGCGCGCGAGAUGGCGAAGCAUAAAGAAAAUCGUUCGAAACGGCAAGGUUGGCGAGUUGAUUAAAAGCUAACAUCUUCGAAACAACAGCGCCGAGGCCGGUCGUGUUGUCUGAAUCCAUGUCCGUUAUUUGCCUGGCGCGGUUAUUUCGAAGGCAUAACAGUUUGGCCUCACUGAAGCCUCGCGCGUUUGCCCCAAAAAAACCUGCCCGCGGACGACAACGCAUGCGAGCCGCUUUCAAAGCUCUCAGGUAUACGUGCAAAGUCAGAAAAACAACCCCACCCGACCACUUUUUUUUUUUUUUUUCUCGCCUAUAAAGUUUUGUAGGAGGCGAGCGAGACGCGUAACAGCAGUAGUCUAGCCGGCGGUCACGUCUAUAAUACCUCGGCUGUCGCGCGCCGGUGCGGAAGCAACGACCUGUAAUUGCGUCCCCGUCGUCCGCGUUUAAUUGAGCAGGCCGUUUUUCUUUCGCUUAACUUCUCUCUUUUUUCUCUCGUUCCCUCGGACAAGUCGGGAAUGCCGUCGCUGCGUGCGAGGUCGGUAGCCGAGCCGAAGCCGCACGCAAAUAGCCGCGAGCCUUUCCUGCGCCGACCAAUCAAAGUCGAGUCUAGAGCGCCCGAUGAACAAGCAUAUCCAUUUGGCGCCGGUGACCGCGUCGUUUAAAGACACCGGGCUCGCGGUGAGGCAUUUCGCAUGGCGCGUGAUGUUUUUUUUUUUUUUUCGAAGAUAGGACGCCGUAUAAUUACGUAUGCGCUGGGGGCGAGCUCCGCUUCUUGUCCUUGCUGUAGCGUUGUUUUAUUUUUCUUCUUCGCAGGAGGAUCACAUCUGUGGUCGCUUUUAAAAAUUUUUUUUUAUUUUGCCCUGCCCGCUCGAUAGCACUUUCCGGUCUGUCGGAAGAAGCUGACAGAUGAACACAGCUUGCCCUAACUAUUCCCAACCUUACCGAUAACGUAAUCCGGCGAGCCGCACGUAAUGGUGCAAAUACCCGUUCUGGCACUCACCACGAUAAGGCUGAUAAGGCGAUAAGUUGUGCUUCGAACGACGUUCGCGAGAUAAGCGAAGAUGCUGGACUCUUCCCCUACACAUAUCCUGGAGAUGCUGGUUAGUCCCUUAUAACGCUUUUUUUCGUUCAUCUAAAUCAGACACUGUAACGUGACAGCCCGUACAAAGUCUACUCACGCUCGCUCGGAAGGUCUUUUUCCUUUUAGCUCGAUUCCGAUGCAUACAAAAGGGUAGCUGAAUACUCGCACUUAGCGAUUUUUCGUACUACUGAAUUUAUCACACUCGAUAAAAGGCAACAACAACAAUCGCAAAGAAAGGCGACAGGGAUAGAGUCAUCUCUCACUUAUGUUGUCUGUGUAACAAAUAAUAGCCGACUAUCGUCCAGUAAUUAAGUGUUUUGCAAUUAGUGGCCUCUCGUUUAUGUCGCGAAGCCCGGCUGACGCCUGUUGGAAAUCAUCUCAUGGACAUUAGGCGCACCUUUUAUUUGCGACGUGACGUCGCACGUAUAAUGUAGAUCGGAUGCGUUUUAAUACCGAUACAUAAGCCGCAUUCCUACAGUUUGUGCCGAAGCGCGUUGUCUGGCCUUUCUUUCGAACAUUUUUGUUUUCUGUUUUUCUAUGUGCGUUUUUGAAACUUUCGUACAGGUCAUUGUGUGACAGAGAGUGGCGGUUAAAUUCGCCGCAUGAAGAAGCAUCGUUCCGUGUUAAAUGUCAAAGACUCAAAGUGCACACGCAUCGGAAAGGCGAAUCGCUCUCCUUCAGUUUCUACAAGUGGUAACCGAGUUGAACUUUUUAUAUAUUGAGUGCUUCUGAAGCAAUCUCCUGUAGUGAGGGAAAUUGCUGCGUGAUGUCACAGUUCGCUGCUUUUCACGAUUGUAUAGCUCUUCAUUGAUUUGGCGCAGUCCCUCUUGUGCAAUCAUGGUGUCUCUCUCUCUCUGAAGUGAUCACGAAAUUAUUUUGCCUAUCUUUUCCUUCUUGUGUGGGGUUUCGUGCUGUUCUGGGAACUACAGUUCCCGGGAGCCCAUUGGUGUUAAGCAAUCUAAAACUGUGCCCUGCAUCACCUUGCUCAGAAGACAAAUGUGGGUGAAUUGGUAUGGAAGCACGGUUAAUAAGGGCGCGGAUUGAAGGCACUAGACUAAACACACAAGCAGAGAAGACGACGGGCUACUGAAAAUUGAAAGUUUAUUCGCAAAGUUAGAAGGUUCUAGAACCCGGCAUGACUGUAUAUAUAGGUCAUCAUCAAAAAAUCACGUAAAAAAAUAGCAAUUCAAAAACUUAGAACGUUUUGAUAACGCGACAUCUGUUACGUCAUCAUCUAAAAAGCACGUAAAGAAUAGAAAAUAAAAUUAUUUUUUCUAUUGUUCACAUGCCUCUUUCACGAUGACGGAAGGCAUGUCAGGCCAUCAAAAGUUGUAACUUUCUGAAUAGAGUUCAAUUGUCCGUAGCUCGUCGUCUUGUCCGUUUGUGCCUUUUCCUCAGUUUCGAAUGCCUGCAUCAUCGUUUCACGCUGUGGCAAUCUUCAAAGCGAUAUUUUAGAGAUGUAUAUCGUAAUGCGUUUAGGUCGUAUUAUUCCACAGACUGGAAGUAUUGUGUAAAUAUACGUGUACAUAAUCUAGUUUGCAAUGUGGGGCACUCGUCGUCAGAUGGACGAGUGUUCAAGAGUGCCCCAAGUUAUUUUUUUUCUCUCUCUCUCCUGUAUUGGUGUACAUAUGACGAGGAGACGAAAAAAAGUUCGAGUCUUUUUUGUACUUUGUAUACGAGACUUCCACGGCCGUACAGCGACUCGGUGGAUGGUUUUCUUCUUUAGUCUUGUUAUUAUUUUUGUGCUGUAAUGAUAAUGAGAGUGCGCGAAUAGGAAAAUAAUAAAAUAUUACAUGUUUGAAUGA